UCCCGCCCUGCCCAGCGCUUGCUGUUCCGUGGCGGGAACUGAGGUGGCGGUGGGGACGGCGGUGAUUGGAGAAGUAACAAUGCAGGCAUUUCUAAAAGGCACAUCUAUCAGUACUAAACCACCAGUGACCAAGGAUCAUCGAGGAGUAGCAGCCACUGCAGGAAGCAGUGGUGAGAACAAGAAAGCCAAGCCUGUUCCCUGGGUGGAAAAAUAUCGUCCAAAAUCUGUGGAUGAAGUUGCUUUUCAGGAUGAAGUGGUGGCAGUGCUCAAAAAGUCUUUAGAAGGAGCUGAUCUCCCUAAUCUCUUGUUUUAUGGGCCACCUGGAACUGGAAAAACCUCUACUAUUUUAGCAGCUGCUAGAGAACUUUUUGGGCCUGAACUUUUUCGGUUAAGAGUUCUUGAGUUAAAUGCAUCUGAUGAACGUGGAAUACAAGUAAUUCGAGAAAAAGUGAAAAAUUUUGCUCAAUUAACUGUGUCAGGAAGUCGUUCAGAUGGGAAGCUGUGUCCUCCUUUUAAGAUUGUGAUUCUAGAUGAAGCAGAUUCUAUGACCUCAGCUGCUCAAGCAGCUUUAAGACGUACCAUGGAGAAAGAGUCUAAAACCACCCGAUUCUGUCUCAUUUGCAACUAUGUCAGUCGAAUAAUUGAGCCCCUGACCUCUAGAUGUUCAAAAUUCCGCUUUAAGCCUCUGUCAGAUAAAAUUCAACAGCAGCGAUUAUUAAACAUUACUGAGAAAGAAAAUGUCAAAAUUAGCAGUGAGGGAAUAGCUUAUCUUGUUAAAGUGUCAGAAGGAGACUUAAGAAAAGCCAUUACAUUUCUUCAGAGUGCUACUCGAUUAACAGGGGGAAAAGAGAUCACGGAGGAAGUGAUUACAGACAUUGCUGGGGUAAUACCAUCUGAGACAAUUGAUGGAGUAUUUGCUGCAUGUCAGAGUGGCUCCUUUGACAAACUAGAAACUGUGGUGAAGGACUUAAUAAUUGAGGGUCAUGCCGCAACUCAGCUUGUAAAUCAACUUCAUGAUGUGGUUGUAGAAAAUGAUACCCUUUCUGAUAAACAGAAGUCUAUCAUUACAGAAAAACUUGCUGAAGCUGAUAAGUGCUUAGCAGAUGGUGCUGAUGAACAUCUACAAUUAAUCAGUCUUUGUGCAACUGUGAUGCAGCAGUUAACUCAGAAUUGUUAGAAUACCUACUUUUUUUGUUUAUGGACUUAUGAGAAAAAUAAAAUGACCAAA
Otolemur garnettii (small-eared galago) is the source of this 1228-nucleotide messenger RNA. It is a transcript of the gene RFC4, whose product is annotated as replication factor C subunit 4. The record is from RefSeq and is a predicted model, not a curated record. Gene Ontology annotation, molecular function: DNA binding; ATP binding; DNA clamp loader activity. NCBI's taxonomy places the organism in Eukaryota, Metazoa, Chordata, Mammalia, Primates, Galagidae. The transcript is spliced from 11 exons. The coding region runs from base 80 to 1177 and encodes 365 amino acids. Gene Ontology annotation, biological process: DNA repair; DNA-templated DNA replication. Gene Ontology annotation, cellular component: DNA replication factor C complex; nucleus.